Pararge aegeria (speckled wood butterfly) is the source of this 1266-nucleotide messenger RNA. RefSeq lists its product as uncharacterized. Gene Ontology annotation, biological process: cilium assembly. Gene Ontology annotation, cellular component: ciliary basal body; axoneme. The record is from RefSeq and is a predicted model, not a curated record. The transcript is spliced from 9 exons. NCBI's taxonomy places the organism in Eukaryota, Metazoa, Arthropoda, Insecta, Lepidoptera, Nymphalidae. Bases 60 to 1190 code for a protein of 376 amino acids.
CUUAACCUUAAACAGAUCAAUAAAGGGAAGGUACGAGUAAUUCAAGCGGAUCACGCGAUAUGGCCGACUCUAAGGCACCUAGUAAAAAAACCAGAGACAAUAAAGAAAUAGAGGCACAAAGAGAAACAGCAUAUAGCUCUAGCGAAUCCAGCGUGAGCAAUGAAGAUGAGUCUCUUGGUCAAAUAGGGCAAGGAGUAGCUACGGCAUCUAUUACUAUAAACCGGGAGGAAUAUCUUCUGGCUUAUAAGGAUCUAAUUUUAGAUCGAAACCACGUACAAAUAAGAAACAAUUUACUUCACCGUCGCCUCGCUGAAUAUUAUAAAAAAAGGAAACUGGAACACGUUUUAAAACCACUAGAAAAUAAUCCCCAUUUGGAAGAAAAAUAUCAACAGAAGCUCUUUAGUUUCCAAGAGUUAAAGGAAAAGGAAGAUCUUGAAAUGGCUGACAUAAAAGCAAAACUUAAUACCGUUGAAGCUGAAUAUGCAGGUAAGCGGGAGCAAGCAGAGAACAAUUUUGACGGUCUGCAAAACUAUGAAAGAAGUACUGGGACAGGUCUUAUAUAUUCUAAGAAGGGCAAACCGAUUGCAGAUAAGACUGUUCAACGUUUCCUCACAUUGCAAAGACGCAAAAGCGAACAAGCGUCAGCUCUUCGCCUGCGCUAUAUUAGAGCUAGAAACGCUGUCAACGAAUUGGAAACUAUUGUACGUAAAUUGGAAAUUAUAGCUCCAGGGCUGAACGUUGCUCAGUAUGAACAGCUGCACAUCGAUAAUCAAAACUAUUUAUCCAAAAUAGAAGAACGCGAAGAUGAACUUAUAAAAAAUAGGGCAAAUUGUACUGAGCACAAUCAAAUGCUGGCGCAUAUAAGGGAGAAGAUGCAUCAUACUGAUGAGGUCAUAGAUUUUGCUGAAUGUGAUCUUGGUGAUGCUGAAAUUGAACUUCUACGUGCUAGGGAAGACUUGGGAAAUAUUAAGGGCAGACGCGACAAGCUCCGUUGGUCUCUCGAAGCGGAACGAGUGAAAGCCGGGUUGCUCACCAGAAAGGAUUUGUUGCGUGAUUUCCAAGACGCCACCGACGAGGUUAUCAAACUGAGAGAAAAGAAGAAAGAACUUGAGCAAGAAAUUAGCGACACAACAAAUAAAUUACGCGAUGCUAGACACAAAAUGCAGCUUCACCCGCAAUUAUUAAUUUAGUGUGUAUUAAGAAUUCAGCACAAGACACCUGCAAUGUUUUUUCAAGUUUUUUUAAUGAACUUAUCUGUUAUUUUGA